GUACAAGUUUUUACUUAUUGCUUGUUUUAUAUUUUCGCUUCCGAUUUCAUUAUUGUUUAUCAAAAAAUUCGUUAAUGUAGUGAUAAGUCAUCCGGGCUUGUCUUUGUCGCGUGCUCUUUGAUGCGCGGAGGAGUCGAGGUGGUAAUGUUAAUGGUCACACAUCAAUAGGCCGACCUCGGCUAGCGUAGCCUAACUUAAACCAAGAAAAAAAGGUUUCAUUCGCGCGGAACAAUCGUACUUCAAUUUUGUACCAAGACGCUGAUAGUUAUAGCUGUUUUAAUCAAGAAUUUGUUUAUUAUUAACUACAUUUUUGGUCUACAGUUCGAAUACAGAACACGGGGUCAGUUCGAUUCCCGGGAUCCACUACGACGGUGGAUUGAGAUCGGCUAGUUAUUAAUUUCGGCCGUAAGUUUACAGAAUCUGUCUGAACGCGGAUCCACGCGAGCGAAACAAACAAGUGGUUAAGACAAAUAUAUCACCCAUAAACCAGAACCUUUUAAACUGUGAUUUCUAACUCUUCUACCAAUCGAUUUAAGGGCCCUUUUCACCAAGCUCUGUAAAAACUCAGUUACACGUAACCUAAGUUUAAAGUAACCUAAGUUUAAAGACUCGUGUGGAUCUGGGUAAUCUGAGUUUACGUCAAACCGAUUUCUCCGACACCAUCCCACCAAAACUAGUUUACAACGAGAGAGUUACGAGAGCGUUUGGUUUCUACAACAUGCAUCAGGGAAUUAAGCGACCUGCUGCGGUUUGCGUAUAUAAACAGUCAUUUGCUGAUGUAAAAAAAAAAAAAUAAUGUAUUAAAAUAUUAUUUUAAAUUAAGAUUAUAUUAUAUCUUAUUAUUUUAAAUUAAUAUUAUUAAAAUAUAUACAUAUAUUUUUACUUGUAACAACGGGACGAAUUUUGAUACAUUCACACUUCACAGUGUUACAAGCUCAGAAUGAAAUCGCAUAUGAAACGGGGAACAUAAUACAAACAUGAUUUGAAAAAAAAAACAUUAUCCAAUAUAAAGCAAUUGUUAUAUAGUAUACUACUUAAUUCCUAUAAUAAGCACGUCUUAUUUAAAAAAGCAAUGAAUAAUGCAUUUAAAUAAUGAAAAAUUAAUAUUUUUGUUCUAACUUUUAUUCAUACAAUGGCAACUUUGUUUUUAUUCCCCGAUGUAGAAAAUUUCAAAUCAUUCGUAAACUUUGUGUUUGACGAGUGCCCAUCUUUCUUUUUCUGUGUGAUUUCUGUGACCCUGCUUUUCUUUUUCGGACUAUUGUGUGAUAACUUUUACGACGACCUUUGCCUACUAUACUACGCCAUGUCUAACAGAACCGAAAAUUUGAAGCGGAAGAGAGAUCCAACCUUUGUCGCAAGUGAAAAAAUGGCGUUAGUGGAUCUGGUGGAGAAACACUUUGCUAUUGUAGAGUGUAAAAAAACCGAUGCCACAACAAUACGCAGCAAAAAUCAGGAGUGGCAAAAAAUUGCAGAAGAAUUUAAUUCUGUUUCGUCAGUCCAUCCAAGAGAAUGGAUUGUUUUGAAAAACUGCUGGGAAAACUUAAAGAAGAGAGCCAAAAGUGAGCAGACAGCACGUAACCAACAUUAUUUGGGAACAGGAGGAGGUCCACCCAGGAAAUUGACUGUAGAUCCAGCAAUCGAUCGAGUUCUAGAUCUUAUCCAGACUAGAGUGUCUGGAUUUGUUAAUGUGUAUGACUCCGAUGGCACUCAUAUUUUAGCAUCCGGUAACAAUCCAAGCACAUCAGUGGCCGACCAGGCACCUCAAAAUGAUAUAUUAUUAUAUUCAAAUGAUGCCAGUGCUACUCCUGUACUUGAUGUACAGGACUCCACGGAGGCCGCUGUAGUUACUGAGACAGCUGCUGCUACAUUUGAAGUUGACUGGUCUCAGUACACUCCAGCAAUGUUGAGAGCACCAGUUACCACAGCACUUGUUGCCUCAAGGAGUCCAUCACCUGAGGCAACUGGCAGUAGAGUGGAACCUCCACCACACAAAAGAACAACUAUCACUCCACCUAGAGUUAUAUCCACUGAACGUCCUAUAGCGACGGCAAGUCGCAGAAGGCCAAUUUUAAGGCGUGAAAGCCUUAACGCGCAACGCAUCAACACAUUACUAAAUUGUAAUAAAAAUGCUGAUGAAGAACAUGCCGCAAAUAUGGCAAUUUUGCGGCUUCAAGAGCAGAGGGAGGAAGAAAUGCUGGUUCAAGAAAAAUUAAAAACGGAACAAGAAAAAAUAAAACUAGAAAUUUUGAAAAUACAAUUAAAAAAAUUACAAGAUUAUUUAUAAGUAGUUUUUAU
Messenger RNA from Spodoptera litura, 2295 nucleotides. RefSeq lists its product as uncharacterized. Lineage: Eukaryota; Metazoa; Arthropoda; Insecta; Lepidoptera; Noctuidae. Gene Ontology annotation, cellular component: nucleus. The record is from RefSeq and is a predicted model, not a curated record.